AUGGGCCGAUCACAGGGCACACUAGGCGCCAGCGCGAAACAUACGAGAGGAGAUGACACUGCAAUUCCUACGAUGGCAGGGUGCCUCUCCAUCUCGCAGAUAAACUUGCAGCACUGCAAAGCGGCCACGAACCUGCUCCGCUGGCGCCAUGCUGCGCAGCACACAGAUAUACACAAGUACACAGAUAUAAGAGCCCUGAUACAAGAACCCUGGAUAAUCCAAGGGCAAGUAGGGGGGCUAGAUCUGAAACAAGGCUCCAUCUUCCACGGGGACUUGGAGAUCGGACCCAGGACGUGCGUCUAUGUGAAAAGAGGGCUCAGGGCAACGAAACUGGCAGAAUUUUGCACAAGAGACCAAGCAGCAGUCCUAGUGCCAGCCGGAGCGGGAGGUAGCGGGGCGAACCUGGUGGUUUGCUCGACCUACCUGCCCUACGACUCUGAGGGACCCCCGCCCACGAGGGAACUCAGAGAGCUGGUGGACUACUGCAAAGUCAGAGGGCUGCAACUAGUGAUUGGGUGCGACGCAAAUGCGCACCAUAUCGUCUGGGACAGCAGCGACAUAAAUAAAAGAGGCGAGGCGUUAUUAGAAUACCUCGCAAUCACGGACCUGGAGAUUCUAAACAGAGGCUCCAGUCCAACGUUUGUCACCUCCCGGCGACAGGAGGUACUUGAUAUCACGCUGGGCUCCGCAAAGGCGGACCAAGCCAUACGGGCAUGGCGUGUGGAAUAUGAGGCUACGCUCUCUGACCACAGACUAAUCACUUUCAAGCUAAUGACGGACUCAGACCUAAGGGCCUCGGAAACGUACAGGAACCCCAGGGCCACCUGCUGGCCUCAAUACCGUGAGAGCCUAGAGGGACAGCUCAGGGGGCACUGCGUUAGACCGAGGACCACGGAGGGGAUCGAGGUGGAGGUCGCAAGACUGCAGACCUCGAUCAUCGGCUCCUACGAAAGGUCAUGCCCGUUAAAGCAAAGGAGAGAAAGCAGAAGGGUUCCCUGA
Molecule: messenger RNA, 999 nt
Organism: Osmia bicornis bicornis
Lineage: Eukaryota; Metazoa; Arthropoda; Insecta; Hymenoptera; Megachilidae
Exons: 1
Coding region: 1-999 (332 amino acids)
Molecular function (GO): catalytic activity
Source: RefSeq, a predicted model, not a curated record